Messenger RNA from Rhodamnia argentea, 2672 nucleotides. Its product is annotated as H/ACA ribonucleoprotein complex non-core subunit NAF1-like. Gene Ontology annotation, biological process: box H/ACA snoRNP assembly; pseudouridine synthesis; ribosome biogenesis. Gene Ontology annotation, cellular component: sno(s)RNA-containing ribonucleoprotein complex. The record is from RefSeq and is a predicted model, not a curated record. Gene Ontology annotation, molecular function: RNA binding. The transcript has 3 exons. NCBI's taxonomy places the organism in Eukaryota, Viridiplantae, Streptophyta, Magnoliopsida, Myrtales, Myrtaceae. Bases 189 to 2348 code for a protein of 719 amino acids.
UCUCUCUCUCUCUCACUAGGGUUUUAGCGUCAACCUGUUCGCGGGAGGAAGGGAAAGAAGGCCCAUCUCGCGCUCCCAAACUACAAAUACUUGCCCAUUCUUCUUCAUCUUCUUCUUCUUCUUCCUCAUCAUGAUAUUCCGCUCCAGUUCCAUCCUCCUGCAAAACCCUAGUCUCCCCUUCAUCGGAAAUGGUUGGUUUUGUUACCGGAGCUGCCGUUGAUGAAGAGCAAGACGGCUCCAAUCAGACUUCCGACCCGAAAGGAAUCGGCAAUCCGCUCGCCCUCCUCGAUCAGAAGAUUAGCGACUUGUCUUUCGCCGACUCGUUCCUGGAUUUCGAGUCCAUUCAGAGCUGGUUCGAGGACAUUCCGAUGGAGCCGGCGGCCGCGCUGCCUGGGAACUUGGAUGGUGUGAAAGUUGAGGAAGGGCCCUGCGGUCGUGAAGGUGCGGAGGAGGUGUUGAAACCUGGGUCUGAGCUAAAGUCCGGCGCUUGCGAGGCGGUGACUGGAGUUUUCAGUUCUGCGGUGAAGGUUGAGGAGGAGGAUUGGGAAAAGUUGGGGCCUUUAGGCGGUUCUAUUGAGGAAAACUUGGGGAGGGUCAGUUUGGCCUGUGGUUCUGGGGUUCCGGUGGUUGCUGAUGGUAUCUCUGUAAAGACUGAAGUGGGAAGUGAUGAUGGCGGGUAUGAUAGUAUUUUAGUGCCUGCUAGUGGUUUCGAGAGUGAUGACACGGUAAAUGCAGUGAAGGGGGAACAGAUGUUUGGCGAUGAUCAUGAAGGCUCUAGUUCAACUUCGUUGUUGUCCUCCACUAGUAGUGACGGCGAUGCUGACACCGAUGACGGCGAUGAUGGCAGGGAGGAAGAGAGGGAGAGGGUGGACAUAAAAGGAAAUGUGGAUGAAACGGGUGAAAUGGAAGAAGGUGAAAUACGGGAAGUUGAUGGAGGAGAUGAAUCGGGUGAGGAGACGAACAAUAAAGACAGUGAUGAAGAAGGUCAGGUCAUAGAGGAUAUGUUUAGUUGGAGUGAUGCUGAAGAUGAAGAUGAUGGUGUUGCCGGCACUGGUGCUAAAGGCGAACCCAUCAGGUCAAAAAAUGAGGUCAAGUUUCUCCCUCCAGUUCCUCCUGUAAAUGCAACACUGCAGCCGCAUCAUCAGAUGUCACCAGUUGGAGUUGUUCUAUCGAUUUUAGGAGCCCAAGUUGUUGUUGAAGGGGUGGAGAAGCACAGUCCCCUUAAUGAGGGUUCUAUUCUUUGGAUCACUGAGACCAGAACCCCAUUGGGGCUGGUGGAUGAAAUUUUUGGACCCGUCAAAAACCCUUACUAUAUUGUAAGAUACAAUUCGGAAGCUGAAGUCCCUGCCAGCAUCCACCAAGGCACUUCGAUCUCUUCUAUUCCAGAAUUUGCCAGUUUGGUGCUUAAUGAGAAAAAUCUGUACAAGAAAGGAUAUGAUGCCUCAGGUGAGAAUGACGAAGAGCUGUCAGAGGAGGCAGAGUUUUCAGAUGAUGAGAAAGAGGCCGAGUACAGGAGAAUGCAGAGAAUGGCAAAGAGGGGCACCAACAUGGAUGACCAAAGAGCUGAAAACAGGAAAAACAACAAAAAGAAGGUUAGAAGUAGGGAAUCGAACUGGAAAAAUGGCAAACCUUCGCCACAGCAACUGCCAGCGAGAGUGGGUCAGCACGUAUUAAAUCAAACUCAGCAUCAAAUCUCACCUACAGCUGCACCCCUGGAUUAUGGCAAUUUCACAACAUCCUCUGCCAUUCAACCGGGUAAUAUGGGUGGAAUUGGCACAAAUUCACCAUUUCCGCUCAUGCAGCCGAACAGUGGCUCUAUUCUACCGCUACAUGACUCUUGGGUGAACAGCUUGCCUUUGCAACAACCAAUGGGUGCCAUUUCUUCUAAUGGAAUUCCGAUUGGAAUGCCAUGGCCUCCACGUGGGAGUCAAUUUCCAUUUCAAAUGCCUCUUCCGAACCAAAUGCCAUUUCAGCAGCAGUUUGACCUGAGCCAGACAUUGCUUCCCAACAUGGUCCUACCGAUGGGGCAGUCGAAUACAUUAGGGCCUGGUUUGGUACCUUGGCCCAAUCCCAUGGGUCAAAACAACUGCAACCAAAUGACAGUUGGGGUUGGUGCAUUUGGCCAAAGUAGUCAUCCAAUUUUCAAUGCCAGAGGACAAGGAUUUCAGUUCAAUGGAACCCUAGUUGAUCAGAGCAGUUACACACAGCCACGUGCUGCAGCUCCCUGUCCAACUGAUGCUCUGGGACCAUUCAAGCAGCGUGGUCCGUCCUUCGGCCGUGGGAAGAAACCGUAUCGUGGAAGAGGCAGUCGAUUUUCAGGUGGUAGAAGCCAGCAGCGUCCUCACUGACAGUUGUGGCGGCUGUUCAUAGUGUCUAUGCGGUGGUUUAAUUGCAGGCUGCAGCAAUCAUGCCUCGAGCCUUCUAGCAAGAAAGAAAGUAUAAUGUGAUGGUGCAGGGAAAGUGGUAAUUAUAAUUUAUUGGUUCAUUAUGAGAAAUUCCACUCCCUUAUGCAAGUCGACUGUCGUGAAUUUUUGUUUUGUGGGCAUCACAUGUUCUCUUUGUAUUUAGAGUUGCUAUAUGCAAUUUUCCUGUUGGCUCUCCGCUGUAUUGAUGCAAGACAUAGUUUUAAUGCAUAUGCUUCAAAGAUGAGAGAUCUUCAUGAUUAUUUGCUG